Molecule: messenger RNA, 4170 nt
Organism: Malassezia restricta
Lineage: Eukaryota; Fungi; Basidiomycota; Malasseziomycetes; Malasseziales; Malasseziaceae
Product: ATP-dependent RNA helicase DHX37/DHR1
Exons: 2
Coding region: 1-4170 (1389 amino acids)
Biological process (GO): maturation of SSU-rRNA from tricistronic rRNA transcript (SSU-rRNA, 5.8S rRNA, LSU-rRNA)
Cellular component (GO): intracellular anatomical structure; nucleolus
Molecular function (GO): RNA binding; ATP binding
Source: RefSeq, a predicted model, not a curated record
AUGAGGCCUAAGCCUCGAGAGCGAUUCAAUGCAAAGGCGCGAAAAUCUCAAGUGGGAGGAUCAUCCCACAAAGGUAAAAAGUCUAGGAGAGAGCGUCAAAUAAUCGAAGCUGAUUCUAACGCACAAAUUAUUGAUGAGGCAACACGCGAUGCACUCGCUGAGCAGGACCGUCAACGCCGUCAAUUACUCCGUGAAGGCGGCAAUGACGAAACUAUGAAGAUCUCAUCAAAAAAGCGUAAGCGCCUUGAUAAAUUUAUACAAGCGAAACUUCGCAAAGAGGAAAAAGCUCGUGUCCUGGAAAAGUUAGCUAAGUCUUCUGCCGAAAUAGGCGACCGGACAGAGCUUGUCAGCGCCGCCACACUUGGAACAGGCCAUGUAACAAAGGAAGCUGAACGGGUUAAAAAAAUAAUGAAUGGGCCAGAUGCAAGGAAAAAGUCGCGCCCAGCUGUCCUUACGAUUGAAGAAGAUGAUCAAGAUAAUGAUCUUGAUGCUAAAGACGACAAAAAUCCCUCUGAACUUGCCCGCGAACAUGUAUUACCAGAUAUGGAUGACAGACAGCACCGUAUUUUGGAAGCCUUGAAAAAAUUCGAGCCGAAACAAGAGGCUGCGUGUGCCAAAAAUACGGUCCCUGUUGUUGUUGGCUCAGCCCUCGCCAAAGAUGCAAACAAUGUGCCUAUCCAACCUGUAAUGCGAAAGCGUCAACGAAAAGGGAAUGUAAAUGGAAGAAGCAACCUACCGAUUGUAGCGCGCGUUAUGCGCGGAAAACAUGAAAUGGAAGAGACCAAUGAUACGGAUAGCAGUUUUGAUACCGAGGAUGACGACACUGACAGCCCUCAGGAAGAAUCAGAACAAGACGAGGAUCUAGACAUUCCGAUGAACGUUUUUGAUGUGGACCAGCUCGUCGCAGAGAGACGAGCACAGGAGCAAGAUAAUGAGUCUAUUGCUACCGACGAUCUCGAGAGCGAAGAAGCCGAUACUGAUGCUGAUGAAGAGACAGUUUUGCUGGAAGCUAUGCGUCUUAGAGGAAUGCUGCCAACUAAAGAAGGUACUAUACCAGAUCAUUUCCUAUCGAAAAUGCAAGCCCCCAAAAAUCUGAAGGAAAAAUAUGUUGAACUACAUGAGAAAACUAACGACACGGACGAAAUAGGCGAAGUUUCGGGCAAGUCCGAAGAGAGCAGUGAGGAGGCUUAUUCUUCAGAGUCUGAUGAAGACAGUUUAGAGAGUUUUAGCUCGAAAGAUCUUCAAGAACGCUCAUCAAAACGUAGGGGUAUUGGUGAAUCUAGUCGAAGUCGCGGAUUUAAAGAGUGGGCCAAUGAGGCUCUCCAGCUUGCACGUCCGAAAGGUAAGGAUGACGAUGAGCGACCAUUGGAGCCUGUGGGAGGUUUCGUGGAUCGCGUACGUGACCUAGGUCCUCAGGAUGGUAAAAUACGUGGUCCUCUUGGGCAAGACUUGUCGGAUGUCCGAUCGGCAUUUACGCAACAAUACUUUGACGAAGAGGCAUUUUUUCGCGGUUUAGGUGAAAAAGCACCCCUUCGGCAUGUGGCUGUUAAACGACCGAGUGAUCUCCAAGAGGCAAGACUGCAACUUCCUGUCGUAAGCGAAGAAGAUGCAGUGCUCCGAACAAUUUUUGAGAAUCCAGUAACUGUUUUAUGUGGUGAGACUGGAAGUGGUAAAACGACGCAAGUGCCGCAAUUCUUGUACGAGGCGGGUUUUGGCUCAAAAGGAAGUGCCAACCCAGGUAUGAUCGGCAUCACACAGCCUCGUCGCGUUGCUGCUGUGAGUAUGGCGCGACGAGUAGCACACGAGCUACAGCUAUCGAAUAAUCAUGUUUCACACCAAAUUCGGUAUGAUGCAACAACAAGUCCACACACGCAAAUCAAGUUCAUGACAGAUGGUGUUCUUCUUCGUGAACUUGCACAGGAUCUUACACUGGCGAAAUACAGUAUUGUAAUCGUGGACGAGGCACAUGAGCGCAGCGUCAAUACCGAUGUGCUUAUUGGUAUGCUCAGUCGUGUGGUGAAAUUGCGUGAAAAGCGCUGGAUUGAUGCAAAAGAGAAAGGCAUGGACGCGCCCAGACCACUGCGACUUGUCAUCAUGAGUGCAACAUUGCGAGUCAACGACUUUACCAAGAAUUCGAUGCUGUUCUCCACGCCACCUCCUGUUGUUCAUAUUGGCGCAAGACAACAUCCUGUGACGAUUCACUUUAAUCGUCGAACGGUCCAAGAUUAUGUGACAGAAGCUAUCAAAAAGACAAGUAAAAUUCACACACGCCUACCGCCGGGUGGAAUUCUGCUUUUCAUGACUGGUCAACAGGAGGUGCAAACUGUAUGUCGAAAGCUCUCGCAACGUUAUGGGGCAGAUGCUCUCUCUAAAUAUACGAUCGAAGCGGUAAAACCUGCUAUGUCUACUCGCAUAGCCGAACCAGAGGCAGAAGAGAUGGAUCUCGGAACCGCAGAAGAUCUGGAUGUGGACGAUGACUUGGAUAAUGAAGUACAAGAAGACGAAGAGGCGCUUGAUUCUGACGAUGAAUCACUGCCGCUGGCUGAAUCUGACACACCGAUGCACAUCUUACCUUUGUACUCUCUUUUACCUUCUUCAGAGCAACAACGUGUGUUUGAAGAUCCACCAGAAAAUACGCGCCUGGUUGUCGUGGCCACAAACGUGGCCGAAACGUCUAUCACAAUUCCCAAUAUCAAAUAUGUUGUUGACUGUGGUCGCGCUAAAGAGCGCCAGAUUGACCCACGCAGUCAAGUACAGUCGUAUGAUAUAUCAUGGAUCAGCAAAGCUAGUGCUGCUCAACGUGCUGGUCGUGCUGGUCGCACGGGACCUGGGCACUGCUACCGCCUAUAUUCUUCAGCUUUGUAUGAAGAGCUUUUCCACGACUUCAGUGUGCCGGAAAUUCUACGCACACCUGUCGAUGGACUCGUUUUGCAAAUGAAAGCCAUGAACAUUGACAAUGUGGCAAACUUUCCAUUCCCUACCCCUCCUAAUCGCUCUGCGCUAAUAGGGUCAGAACGCAUGCUGGUUCAUCUGGGUGCUUUGGAGAAUUCGGACGCCGUAUCGGGUAGCAAGCGAGUCGUGCAUACUUCCGUUACAAGUCUGGGAAAAGUCAUGGCAUUGUUUCCUGUUGCACCGCGUUAUGCAAAGCUCAUAGCUCAAGGGCAUCAACAUGACUGUAUGGCGUAUGUCAUUGCGAUUGUUGCUGCUAUGAGUGUGGGCGACAUUUUCGAGCGUGAAGACUCAUUGGCUCUCAAGAUGACUGCGGAAAAUCAGGCUCAAGCCAAAGAACUUCGACGUGCAAUGCGUUCUGCAUACUUUAAAGCGCUACAGGUGUUUGACGCUUUGGGUGAUGGUCAAAGUGAUGUAUUCCGUCUUCUCAGUGUGGUUGGUGCGUAUAGCCACGAGGCGUUGCGUGGUAGUUCUGUGGCAUUUUGUCGCGACAAUUUUGUAAGACAAAAAGCGAUGGAAGAAAUCCACAAGCUACGUGCACAGCUGAGCAAUGUGGUGCAGGCCAAUCUUUCGGGUCUUUCGGAGCGGCAAUUGCGGCAACUCCAAAAUCCUAGCUUGCCAGCACCUAACGCAGUGCAAAUAAAAGUGUUGCGCCAACUGCUUGCUUCAAUCUAUAUUGACCGUGUGGCUGUGCGUGCUGAUAUUGUUGGUGCACCUGAGGCAGAGUUGGCGCCUGCAGCCCAAGGAACCAAAAUGGCCAGCACCCGACGCGUCCCAUACGUGGCAUUAGGCGUUCCUGGGCCUGUCUACAUUCACACGAGUUCCACCUUUUACCAUCGUCCUCCACCGGAAUGGCUCGUGUUUGGUGAAGUUUACCAAAGUGCACCGAAGGAUGCAUCACUAGAUAAUGAAGAAGAAAAACCACGCACGAUAUUUCUCAAAAUGCUGACCAAGAUCAACCCUGCAUGGAUCCAUACGCUGGGUCGAUCUUUAUGUACAUUUUCUCAGACCACAGAAGAACCAGGUACAUCGGCUCUUUCAGACUCCAUCAAAGCGUUGAAGCGGGGAGAAAGAUCCUCACUUCAGCGCCAUGUUGUGAUAACGCCUCGUUAUGGUGGAUCUCUACAAGAUGGCGGUGCCGCAGGCGGUCAGGGGUGGGAACUCCCCGCAUUCACUGCCAAACAAGUACUGGUCAAUGGGCGAUGGUCACUACAGACCUGA